ACUCUGAGUCAGACAGUCGAGAAAUGACGGUCAAAAUGGCCGCAAUGCAUGGAUUUAACAGCCAAAGACUAUUGCUCCUCCUGGUAUUCCUGAUGUCCAUCCCAAGCCUUUAUAAUGUAACUGCAAUGCCCAUGCCCCUAAUUGAGCCCUUCCAAGUUGUCAACCUUCACGAGGACAACACGGUACAGACGACGCUAGCACUGAUCAACUGUACAGACAGUGGAUCUACUAACAUGGAGUGUGGCACCUGCAAUUUGGUGGGAAUCACUAACGAUGGCACCGUGUUUCUUAAUGGUCUCAACAAUAACAACAAUUUAAUAACCGGAGGGCCCUUCGAUGUGUUCAGAAUAAACAAUAAUUUUCUGACCAAUACAAACAGAUUCUACAUUGUGUACGUCCCCAACCAAGGACAGAACCUGGACUACAGCGUCAUCAGGACGUACAGAAUAGAGGUCCAAUGUGUCGCCAUUGACACCGUCACUAAGAGUCCGUCUCAGACACUGGAGGUUGACAUCAUCCCAAACCAGGCUCCCGUCGUGGCCGGUCUUCCCGGAGUGACGGUUACCCUGGAUGCUAUAAACGGGGCGGUCGGAAGUCUGGUGUAUGAUGUCCAAGUGACCGACAACGAGACAGAUCCCAUCACGUAUGUGAUGACCGUCGACCCAGCCACAGUUGACUACUUCCAGAUCAGUCAACAGGACGGAGUCAUUUCCGCAGCCAAACACUUGUUAACGGCCACUGUGACCCCUGUGACGAUCAAGGUCAACGUCAGUGACGGCAAGCACAUUGUAGGACCCCUCACCGUCACUGUCAACAUCAUAAACUUGAACACUCGUCCCAGUAUCCAGAACCUCCCACUCAACAUCACUCUGAACGAAGACGCACCGGCCGGGACUCUGAUAGCCACAUUGACGUUAUCGGACCCCGACAUCUUCCAGACAUUAAUUCCUGUCUUCACAGUAGAUCCUGUAGCGGAAGCCUCAAAGUUCGUCUACCAGACUGGAACCAGACAAGUCCGGUUAAACGCAGUUGCUAACGGUGCAACUCUCCUGGACGCCGAGUCAGUCAGUCGUCUAAACCUCUCCUUCUCCCUCUUCGACGGCUACCUUCCCUCUGUCAAUGCCUACAUCCUCCUCACUGUCGCCAAUGUAAACGAACCGCCGUUCUUCAGCAGACCUGUUCAUUACUGCACGUUGUUUGAAGGCAAUCAAUUUGGCUCCACGUGUGCGCUCGGUCUGACCAUUAGAGAUCCAGAAGGGGACAUCGUUCUGUCCCCAUCACUCAAUUCCGCAAACAACAGCAACUUAUUUUCCCUGGAGAACGACAACCUUAGAAUCAGUAACAACUACGUCGUCGAUGGUGGCGCCUUCCCGUCUUCAGUGACGUUGACAAUAGAGGUAGCGGACGACAAAGGGGCAACAGGUUCUUCUCUCAUCCAGGUGACGGUUGUAGACCAGAACACCCAAACACCAGACUUCGGGGGCAGCCCUACGUCAGUCGUGAUUACUCAGAACGUGUUGACGCCACCCACAACGCUGGCUACGAUUACCGCUACCGACGCCGACUUAACCUCGCCCAACAAUGACGUCACUUUACGCCUCCAAAGUAGCAUCAAUUUGGGAAGCAACGUCAUAUUCACUGAUGACGGCCGGAUAACAUACCUGAACCGCUUCUCGGCUAAUAAAGACUGCUCUGAUUGUCGACUGGAAAUUAUAGCGUUCGAUGGAGGAAGUCCAGCCCGUACUGCAACGACAACAUACUAUGUGAGCUUCGUCACCACCACUACAACUCCUGCUACAACCACCACUACAACGACUACGACAACAACAACAACCACGACAACCACGACAGCUGCUGCAGUGUCUGCUUCUGACACAUUUUCGUCUCCAGCCGGUGCGGCAGUGUUGGGUCUUCUGAUCGCACUGCUGGUCCUUCUGCUGUUGUUGCUUAUUGGCUACUUCCUGUAUAGGUUCUGUAGGUACGGUACAUGCUGUGGUCCCACGGGACCCAACGGAUCAGGUGCGAUAUGUGGAGCGGGUGGACCGGACGGUGCGGGAGGUGGAGGAAGAGGAGGAAUGUGUGGAGACUGUUGUGACGGACCGCAGGAACCAAAUCAAGUGAAACCUAGACCUGAGGGACCAGAAUUCGGCCCGGUGAAGACUCCCCCGGAAGGUUUCCGCAACAACGUCUACCAAACGUCAGGCGACUACAAGGAUGACUUCUGGAAUAAGAAUGACGGCUACAUCGACAGCCGACCCCGCUCCAUGAAGUCCGUACGUAUCGGCGGCUUCUCUCCCCCCGGCACCCAGAGGGCGCUCCCGUCAAAUCGAGCAUAUUAACUAAAGUCUGCACAUUAUGUUUAUAAAAUCUAUAAUUUGUACUGUUUGUAGCAAUAUUAUUUUUUGGUAAUACUAUUUCUGUUGUUUUAACGUUGACUUCUAUACUGGUAUCUGUUAUGCCUGUAUGUCAAGGACAAGGAGUAAUUUCAACCUCUGAGUCUGCUGUAUAACGCACGCUUCUCUUUAGUUAUCUUUAAUGCCGUUACACCCCACUUCGCCUUAUAUUUUAUUCUAAAUUUCCCAGAUCAUUUAUUAAUGAGUCACUGUCGUCCGAGAUUGAGGGAAAACGAGGCGUACAAUCUCCGUGGAAGUGUUACUAAAAGUUGACUAGAUGACAAAGAGGUUAAAUGUGGUAAUACAUACAUCUUGUGAUAUGGAACCUUCCCUUCUCCUAUAUUAGACAUUUGUUUUUCACUUUUCUGGAGACAAAUAUACUAUGAGCAACAAGCUUAUUGAUGAUAGAUCUCAGGAAUCGAGUUGUCACAUGGUUGUUACAUGUCACAUGUAAACAUGGUAAAAAAAAGUGCCCUUAGAGAAUGUUGCUCACCGUAAAUGUAUAAUCGUAAAUAUCCAAUCCUGAAUAACGCUUCAAAUGGUAUUAUAUGGAAAUUGUGAAAUAAUGCUGAAGAAACUCUUUAAAUUCGUAUAACAAAGCUAUGAUAAGAGACAGAAAAUUAUAAUUAUACUCAGGCUUACCAUAAUGUGUGAAUUUUUAUAUCUUGUGUAUAUAUUUAUGGAAAUAUCAUGUAUAUUGGCAAAGGGCCUUCAUUCGAAAUAAAGACUUGACUUUACUUGACCUCAA
Molecule: messenger RNA, 3141 nt
Organism: Haliotis rufescens (red abalone)
Lineage: Eukaryota; Metazoa; Mollusca; Gastropoda; Lepetellida; Haliotidae
Product: cadherin EGF LAG seven-pass G-type receptor 2-like
Exons: 11
Coding region: 24-2339 (771 amino acids)
Biological process (GO): homophilic cell-cell adhesion
Cellular component (GO): membrane
Molecular function (GO): calcium ion binding
Source: RefSeq, a predicted model, not a curated record